Ricinus communis (castor bean) is the source of this 2531-nucleotide messenger RNA. Its product is annotated as nucleobase-ascorbate transporter 4. The record is from RefSeq and is a predicted model, not a curated record. Gene Ontology annotation, cellular component: membrane. Gene Ontology annotation, molecular function: transmembrane transporter activity. NCBI's taxonomy places the organism in Eukaryota, Viridiplantae, Streptophyta, Magnoliopsida, Malpighiales, Euphorbiaceae. The coding region runs from base 615 to 2219 and encodes 534 amino acids. Gene Ontology annotation, biological process: transmembrane transport. The transcript has 14 exons.
UUAAUUCCGGUAUAUAUAAUAAUUUCUAAAAAAAAUAAUUAAAUGAACUCAAAUUUUCCAGCUGGCUUUGAGCGGGCCCCCCUGGCCGUGGAACUGGUGUAUUCUUUUUUCUUUUCUUCUUAAAAUCAAGAGAGAAUAAAAAAAAAAAGUGAGAAUCCAGAUGGAGGGGGCAAAAUGGGUAAGAAAGAAAUGAAAAAAAGAAAUGAAAAAAAGAGCAGCACUGUAGAAAACAAAAUCCUCCUUGGGGCAUGCAGAGAGCAGAGAAUGAAAUACUGAGAGGGAGAGAGAAAAGAAAGAAGUCACGAUCAAUCAGCUGAGAGGUUGGUGGUAGCUUCCCAAACAAGAAUAAUAUCCUCCUCCUCCUUCUUCCUCGUCAUUAUCUCUUUACUUUUUUUCCAAUAACACCAAGACAAACAGCAAUUAGUACAAAAAACGAACAAACCAGCAAAACCACGUAUAUAUAACAGUCGCGCCUAACACGGGCUCUCUUCAAAUUACUCUCUCGAGGCAAUUAAAAGAAAAAAGAGAGAGAGAGAGAGAGAGAGAGAGAGACUGCUUUUCUUUUAAUAAUAUUUUUUGUUCUUGUCUACUAAAAACAGAGCGAAACACAGAAAAUGGCGGUCGGAGGAGGCGGAGCUAAAGUGGAUGAGUUAGUACCGUUUCCUGUCAAAGACCAGCUUCCCGGCAUUGACUUUUGCGUCUCCAGCUCUCCUUCUUGGCCUGAGGCUAUAAUUUUAGGAUUUCAGCACUACAUAGUGGUGCUUGGAACUACUGUUAUAAUUCCAUCGAUACUUGUCCCUGUAAUGGGUGGUGGCAAUGUAGAGAAGGCAGAACUUAUCAACACUUUGCUCUUUGUUGCGGGAAUAUCCACACUCCUCCAGACUUUGUUUGGGACUCGGCUUCCUGUGGUGAUAGGAGGAUCUUACGCUUUUAUUAUACCCGCCAUCUCUAUUGCUCUGAGAAGAAAUACUAGCAGUAACACUGUAUUCCUUAGACCCCAUCAGAGGUUUGAGCAAUCCAUGAGAGCUAUACAAGGAGCACUUAUUAUUGCUUCAUUAUUUCAAGUGAUUCUUGGUUUCUUUGGUUUCUGCAGAAUUUUUGGGAGAUUUCUUAGCCCUCUCGCAGCUGUUCCUCUUGUAAUUCUCACUGGACUUGGGCUUUAUGCCCAUGGUUUUCCACAACUGGCAAAAUGUAUUGAAAUAGGUCUUCCAGCAUUGGUUGUUGUGGUCUUAUUGUCCCAGUUUCUUCCUCAUAUGAUAAAAUCAAAAGGACACAUAUUGCAACGAUUUGCAGUCCUAUUCUCGGUUGCAGUUGUAUGGGUUUUCGCUGAAAUUUUAACAGUGGCUGGUGCAUAUGAUAAUAGAUCUCCCAACACACAAAUCAGUUGCCGCACUGAUCGGUCUGGGCUCCUUAGUGCUGCUCCAUGGAUAAGGGUUCCAUAUCCAUUUCAAUGGGGACGUCCCACUUUUAAUGCUGGUGAUAUAUUUGCAAUGACGGCUGCUUGUUUUGUUGCUGUUAUUGAGUCAAUCGGGACAAUUAUUGCAGUAUCAAGAUUUGGGAGUGCCACCCCUGUACCACCUUCUGUACUCAGCCGGGGUAUUGGCUGGCUGGGAAUAGGAACUUUGAUGGCUGGAGCAUUUGGUACUGGGACUGGCUCCACAGCUUCAGUUGAAAACGCAGGCCUUUUGGGAUUAACAAGAGUUGGAAGUCGUAGAGUUGUUCAAAUAUCGGCUGGCUUUAUGCUUUUCUUUUCUGUCUUAGGAAAAUUUGGGGCUAUUCUUGCUUCAAUACCCUUACCCAUUGUGGCAGCUCUGUACUGUGUUCUCUUUGCCUAUGUUGCUUCUGCUGGUCUCGGACUUCUACAGUUCUGUAACCUGAAUAGCUUCAGGUCAAAGUUUAUCCUCGGCUUCUCUCUCUUCAUGGGCUUUUCCGUGCCUCAAUACUUCAAUGAAUAUGUAUUAAUUUCCGGACACGGCCCUGUUCACAGUGGUGCCAUCUGGUUCAAUGACAUAAUGCAAGUGAUUUUCACAUCUGCGGCAACAGUGGGAAUUUCAGUUGCCUACUUCUUGGAUUGCACUCACAGCUUGGGGGACAGUGCGACCCGGCGGGACAGUGGCAGGCAUUGGUGGAGAAAGUUCCGAGUUUUUGAUCAAGACAUUAGAAGUGAAGAAUUUUAUGCACUUCCUUACAACCUCAACAGGUUCUUCCCUUCCUUCUGAUUUCAAAGUAGUGCUUGCCAUCGGUGCUAGCAGUAGAGGUAGAGACUCUCAUGAAUUUACUGCAUUACAUUUUGGCUAAAAUGUUUGUCAGAUGUAGAACACAAGAAAUGAAAUUUGUAUAGGGCGAUUAGGCCAGUGAUACCGACUUGGCAUAACUUGCGAUUACUCUUAUCACGGAGUUAUAUUAUAGAAAUAUCUAAUAUGUAUCAGCAAGGAUCUUGAAAAAAAUAUUACCACAACAAUUUUUAUCCACUGUAAAAUAAAACAAUUAUGAGGUUACAAAUCUUGCUCUUGUGCCAAAGAGAUUAUCUU